Messenger RNA from Amaranthus tricolor (Joseph's coat), 1479 nucleotides. Its product is annotated as F-box/kelch-repeat protein At3g06240-like. NCBI's taxonomy places the organism in Eukaryota, Viridiplantae, Streptophyta, Magnoliopsida, Caryophyllales, Amaranthaceae. The record is from RefSeq and is a predicted model, not a curated record. The coding region runs from base 785 to 1261 and encodes 158 amino acids. The transcript has a single exon.
AUUACUUCGAAUCCCGGUAAACCCACCUGAAACAAUCAAAGCCCGCCCGUCACACAUGAUCCGAUCAAUGGAAAGGUACAGAAAAAGGAAGAAACGAAGGUUGAAGAAAGACAACAAUGAUCACCAAAACGACGAGGUUCAAUCAUCCAAAAACCUUCCUCUCUCCCUUGUAGAAUUACCUCAAGAGCUCGUCUUUUCUGAAAUCCUCACAAGAUUACCAGUAAAUUCCUUAACCCGUUUCAAAUCUGUGUCAAAAACAUGGAAUUCUAUAUUUUCAACCCCUUAUUUCAUCAAAUCUCAUAUAAAAUGCACUAAUUCAAACCCAUUUGUGUCUACAAAAUGUGUCUUUAUUAAAUCUGAUUAUUACUUUUACAUUCUUAAUUAUGGUGCAUAUGAUAAAUACCCAGAUGAUAAUCACGGAGAAAAGGGUUUAACUUUGAUAAAAAGUCUCCAUUUUUAUGAUAAUGGUGUUAAUACUUUUUUGAUUGGUUCAUGUAAUGGGUUGAUAUGCUUUGGGCGUGGCAAUAAAUUUAAUGGUUUCGAUUAUUACUUUCAUGUUUAUAAUCCAAUUAUGGGUAAAUCUCUACAUGUAUUUGAUCCUUGAGGGAAUUUUCAAGGGAAAUUGAUAUAUGGGUUUGGCUUUGUUUCUUUUAAAGAUGAUUAUGUGUUGUUUGUUGGGGGUCUUCAAAGGGGGAGUUUAAAGACUUUUGUGUAUGUUUAUUCAUUAAGGUCCAAAUUAUGGAAGAAAAUUGGUGCAUUUGAUGAAAGCGAGCUUUCAAUUUUGAUGGGUGGUAAAGGAGUUUUGGUGAAUGAGACAUUGCAUUGGAAUAUGACCCGAAUUCGAACAUCGAAUGCUAGGUUUAUAACCGGAUUUGAUUUAGUGAAUGAGACCUUCAAGGAUGUGAAGAUGCCUAAACAAUUUUUGGAUAAUGCUGAUCUUUUGGAAUUUAGAUUGAGUGAAAUGGGUGGGAAUUUGUGUGUUUGGGAUGAAGAUAUCUAUGGAAAGGUUGAAAUUUGGAUGUUAAUGCAAUAUGGGGCGUGGGAUUCUUGGACAAAACUCUUCAAAAUUGAUACAAUUCUGGGUUUGCACAAUUUCUAUGGAUGUAUAGAGAAUGGGAAAGUUUUGGUGCAGACAAAUGAUGGUAGUCUCUUGCUUACUGAUCUGGAUCAAGAUUUGUCAAAAUCUAUCUCAUUAGUGAAAAAUUUGGGUGAUAUUGAGGUACUGAGCUAUAUUAGGACUCUUGUUUCACCUUUCCUAUGAAUGUUUGUAUGUCUAAAAAACGGGACUAGUACGAACGAGUGACAUGAGACAAGGGGCGGAUCUACGUGUUGUUAAUGCUGUCAACUGACAGCAUUUAACUUAUGUAUACAAUCAUAUAACUAGAGAUACUAAUAUAUGUUGGUUAAGUUGGUAUGAGUUUUGAUAUGUGUUAAUGCUGUAUGAGACUGGUAUAUUUGUUAUUUCUCUGUUGAUUUUUU